Molecule: messenger RNA, 693 nt
Organism: Penicillium daleae
Lineage: Eukaryota; Fungi; Ascomycota; Eurotiomycetes; Eurotiales; Aspergillaceae
Exons: 1
Coding region: 1-693 (230 amino acids)
Biological process (GO): oxidative demethylation
Molecular function (GO): demethylase activity; oxidoreductase activity
Source: RefSeq, a predicted model, not a curated record
AUGGAAGAGCGGAGCAAAUUCAAAGAGUUGCCUAUCCAGCCCCAGGGCAUCUUUUGGGAAGAUGACUUUAUCUCCCCAGAGCAUGAGCAACGCCUCAUCUCCAUCUUCCAAAAUGAGCUAGAAUGGGCAGAUCGCCCCGGCCGUCUGUCACUCCACUACGGCUACACAUUCGACUAUAAGACAUUUGGCAUCGAUCCAGAGAUUCCGUUUAAGGAAUUUCCAGAAUGGCUGCGGCCACUGAUUCCGAUUACCGAAGUACGACCUCCGGAUCAAGUCUGCCUACAGUACUACCCACCUGGUGCUGGGAUCCCACCACACGUAGAUGCACACGGUCCAUAUGAUCAGCUCUACGCGUUAUCACUCGGCGGGCCGGCGGUGAUGCAGUUCCGAAAGGGAGAAGAGCGGAUCGACAUUGAUUUGACUCCUCGAAGCAUGAUGCAGAUGUCGGGAGACUCCCGACUGCAUUGGACUCAUGGCAUUAAGAAGCGGAAGAACGAUACUUUGCCGGAUGGGAUGCAACGGCCGCGCACCAACCGCUGGAGUAUCACUUAUCGCUGGCUCAGAGAUGGAGGUGAAUGUGAAUGCGGGAAUAUUGUCCAUUGCGAUACAGCUCAGCGCCGACUGGGCGUCGAGAAAGAGAAAAGGUCGGUUCUGGCAAUAGCAGCACAGGCCAGCGUCGUGGAGCAGCCAUAA